AUGAAGCUCGCUGGUGCUCUCAUGUUGCUUGGGGCUGCCCUGCUCCUGAACUCAGGAGGAGACUGUGGCAUUUGUCCGGCUAUAAAAGUGGAUCUUGAGCUUUUUCUUGGCCCAUCUGUGGAUGCCUAUGUCAACUUUGUGAAGAAAUACAAGGAUGACAACGACACGCUGGAAAAUACUGAAAGUAUGAAGAAAUGUACUGAUAACAAGUUGACAAAGGAAGACAAGGAGAGUGUACGCAGUUUGCUGGAUUUCCAAGGCCACUAUGGAGGUUCCAGGGUGGAGCAUGUAAUUGAAUCCCCUCUUUUCACUAGAAGUAGUAGCAUCAAUCACCAGGUUAGCAUCAUGUAUCUGAGGGUCUUCAUGUGA
Molecule: messenger RNA, 369 nt
Organism: Mesocricetus auratus (golden hamster)
Lineage: Eukaryota; Metazoa; Chordata; Mammalia; Rodentia; Cricetidae
Product: major allergen I polypeptide chain 1-like
Exons: 3
Coding region: 1-369 (122 amino acids)
Cellular component (GO): extracellular region
Molecular function (GO): steroid binding
Source: RefSeq, a predicted model, not a curated record